Messenger RNA from Nicotiana tabacum (common tobacco), 2214 nucleotides. The record is from RefSeq and is a predicted model, not a curated record. NCBI's taxonomy places the organism in Eukaryota, Viridiplantae, Streptophyta, Magnoliopsida, Solanales, Solanaceae.
AAAAGUCAAAACUCAAAACAAACUAUUCAAGAGAACGUUGAUGAUGCUUGUGAGAUAUCCAACACAUCAUCUUCAUCAAACACAUUUGAAUCCGCUUGUGACAAGGUUGUCUUGACAUCUUCACUUUCAUCUACUUCUACGCUAAAAUGGUGUCGUUUGUCAAAUAUUAUUGCUAUGUGUUGACCAAAGAAUGACAAAAUAAAGCACCCCAUCUUUUCCUUUGAAUUUUACAUCUCAUCUUCCUAAUUGAAUUUGGUGUUCUUCCAAACCUUUAUAUCUUCCUCUUCUCUGCCCCUUAGUUCCUCAUCUCCUCCCCACCUCCUCUAUCUCUUUUCUAGACGAGAAGAUCGUAGAACUGGGUAAAGCUUUUCUACACUAUUUCUAGUUGGUAACUCUCUUUCUAGAUGCUAAUUCCUUUAAUCAGACAGAAAUGCAUCAACAACUCCAUCCAUACUUUUUGCUCUUUAGUACCUUAAUCUUUGUCUUGAUCAAAAUACCGGGGUUGUUCUGUCAAGAUGACGAGCGAUUCAGAAUGUGUAGUGAGCCAAUUCUCUGUGGCGACAUCGAAAUAAAGUACCCUUUCUGGGGAGGUGGUAGACCAGAGUACUGUGGUCAUCCAAGUUUCGAGAUCAAGUGCGAGAGUAACAUCCCGAAUAUUGCUAUUAAAUCAACAGCAUACAAAGUGAUAGCGAUCGAUACUCCUACUCGAAUACUAACCUUGGCUAGAGAUGAUUUACUGAGUAAUAUUUGUUUGGACAACCCUGAGAACGCCUCCUUGGAUUUUAACAUUUUCAGCUAUAUUUCCACUGACCAGAAUAUUACUCUGCACUAUAUUGAAACGCUAUGAUAUGAAACGCUAUGCGGACAGUGCGACAAGUCAGGUGGAAGAUGUGGAUCCAACCCAGAUUCCGCAGCCUUUGCUUGCCAUUGUGCCACGGGUACUCAUGCUUUCAACUGCACCGACGCACAAAAUCAAGAUGGCGAUUCUGGGAAAAGGUUCAGCAUUUCCAGCAAACUUGCUAUAGGUGGCUCAGUUAGUAUCACAGGGAUGAUCCUACUAUCAGUUUCAGCGAUCUAUUACCUCAGAAGUCGACGCACGAAUUGUAAGCCACUGAUUUGCUGGAAGACCGAAUCAGAAGAUAACAAAAUUGAAGAAUUCAUGAGAAGCUACGGAUCUCAUGCUCCGAAGCUGUACAACUAUUUGGAUCUAAAGAAAAUAACACACACAUUCAGCCACAAAAUAGGACAGGGAGGUUUUGGUCAAGUAUACAAAGGAAAGCUACCCGAUGGUCGCAAGGUAGCUGUAAAGGUGCUGACAGAAACUAAUGGUGAUGGAGAAGAAUACAUAAAUGAAGUUGCCAGUAUAAGUAGAACUUCCCAUGUUAACAUAGUUGGGCUUUUGGGAUUUUGUUACCAAAGGAAUAAGAGAGCCUUAAUUUAUGAAUAUGUGUCCAAUGGUUCAUUGGACAAAUUCCUCAACAAUGGACCAUCUGGCACAACUUGUCCCUUGGAAUGGACAACAUUGUACAGAAUUGCAGUUGGCAUUGCUCGAGGUUUGGAAUAUUUACAUCGAGGUUGUAACACAAGAAUAGUGCACUUUGAUAUAAAACCUCAUAACAUUCUUUUGGACCAGGAUUUCUGCCCUAAAAUAUCUGAUUUUGGCCUUUCUAAAUUGUGUGAGAGAAAGGAGAGUAUCCUAUCAAUGUUGGGUGCCAGAGGAACUGCUGGUUAUAUUGCUCCAGAAGUGUUCUCUAGAACGUUUGGAAAUGUCUCUCACAAAUCAGAUGUCUAUAGCUACGGAAUGCUGGUUCUUGAGAUGGUUGGAGUGAGAAACAAUGUUAAAGUGAGCCAAACUAGUGAAGUAUACUUUCCAGAUUGGAUCUAUGAACAUCUCGAUCUGGGGAAGGACCUAGGUCUACAAGGUAUCAUGAACGAAGCAGAUGAAGAAAUGGCAAGGAAGAUGAUGUUAGUUGGCUUGUGGUGCAUUCAGAUUAAGCCGUCAGAUCGACCAGCAAUUGAGAAGGCAGCAGAAAUGCUGGAGGGAAACCUUCACUCCCUACAAAUUCCACCAAAACCUUUCUUGUUUUCUUCAACAAAAUCCAUCCCAGAGUCGUUUGCCUCCACAUCAACAUCCACAACAGCCUAUGGAAAGGAGGCUUCAGUUCUGGAGUCAAAUAUCUCUUCUGAGUAAAAAAGCUUGAUGCAAGCUUGUUA